AUGCAUCUGUUUCGGAAGGCGUGGUCUUCUCAGCGUACAUCUCGAACAGUUCUCAGAUACCUCUCUACUAACAACAAUGUAUCCGAUUUGUCCAAAAUCCGUAAUAUUGGUAUAUCUGCUCACAUUGAUAGCGGCAAAACAACACUUUCGGAGAGAAUCCUUUUUUAUACAAACAGAAUAAAUGAAAUGCAUGAAGUUAAAGGAAAAGAUGGAGUCGGAGCCGUAAUGGAUUCAAUGGAACUGGAAAGACUUCGCGGUAUUACGAUCCAGUCAGCAUCAACAUUUACUACUUGGAAAGACUGUACCAUAAAUCUCAUUGAUACGCCUGGCCAUGUUGAUUUUACUGUGGAAGUUGAAAGAGCACUUCGAGUACUCGAUGGUGCAGUCCUCGUAUUGUGUGCUGUUGGUGGAGUCCAAUGUCAAACCCUCACAGUAACCAGGCAGAUGGAACGUUAUAAAAUACCACGGCUUGCAUUUAUAAAUAAACUCGACCGACAGGGAGCAGAUCAUGUUCGUGUUCUGAAACAAAUAAGAUCUAAGCUCAAUUUUAACUCAGCCUUUAUUAAUAUUCCUAUGAGUAAAGAAACUAACAGUACAGGAAUAAUUGAUCUGAUUGGUGAGACAGCUGUUUACUUUGAGGAGCCAUUCGGUUUAACUGUAAGACAAGAUGCUAUUCCAUCAUCGAUGUUAGCUGAAACUAAAGAACGCCGAGCUGAAUUUAUUGAAUGUUUGGCCAAUGCCGAUGAUGAAAUAGGCGAAGCAUUUUUAUCAGAAAAACCAAUUGAUCAAGCAACCUUAAAAGCUGCUGUACACAGAGCUACACUGUCGCAUCGAUUCGUUCCUGUUUUAGUUGGAUCAGCCUUACGCAACCGUGGUGUGCAACUGUUACUUGAUGCUAUUGUGGAUUAUUUGCCUAACCCAGGUGAAGUAACCUACCAUGCUUUGAAUGAAACUUCUGGUGAGCCUCAAAAGGUUCUUCUUAAACCACAACGAACUGAUGAAAAUCCAUUUUUGGGACUUGCUUUCAAACUAGAAGCAAGCAAAUAUGGUCAAUUAACGUAUAUGCGAAUCUAUCAAGGUUGUCUACGUCGUGGUGAUGUGGUGAAAAAUUCUCGUACUGGUCGUCGUAUAAAAAUAGCUCGCCUUGGGCGAUUAAAUGUUACUGACUUAGAAGACUUGGAAGCUGUUUAUGCUGGAGAUAUUGCUGCACUUUUGGUGUUGAAUGCUCAUCUGGUGAUACACUCGUUGAUGUAA
Molecule: messenger RNA, 1254 nt
Organism: Trichobilharzia regenti
Lineage: Eukaryota; Metazoa; Platyhelminthes; Trematoda; Strigeidida; Schistosomatidae
Source: the annotation of a GenBank genome assembly